ACCCCGCGUGAUAGUUUGAUAUACCUGGAGUUGAGACGGGUUGGAAACCACCUGGAGCCAACCAAUCAGAGGACCUGGAGUAAUCAGCUGACAAAAUAUGAAAACAAGGCGGUUAUUUUUCAAUUCUCACUUGUAAACAUCAUUGUGCGGACGUGAGACUAUUCGCUCCUUCAAAUUUUAAUAUAGUGAUAUUAAAUAUCUGCUUGAAAUGGAAAAACCAAGUUUUGAAACUAGUUUGAGAAAGUUAAGAUGGAAAUCAACUCUUCAAUUAGCGGAAUCAUUGCUAAAACUCAAACCUGAGCAGAGUGAGCACUCCUCCGUCCCAGCCAUACAAGGACAAUCCGUAGAAGGUUUGCUCCGGGAGCUAAGCAAACUAGUUCCAGAAUCUUCCGAGAACCCUGAUCCUGUCAGCUCAUGUCUUGUUGCUCUCCGGCGGAUUGAUGAGGAUCUUCUCAACCUACUCCGGGAGUCAACCGAAUCCGUCCUGGAUAAUCUCGAAUCCAUGAGUAGAGAUGAAAACAGUAACAGUCUGGAGCUCAUAAAGUCUGUUGGAAAGAAAAUCAGAAAUUUUCUGAAAGUUACGGGGGAAAGAUAUUUGGAUUGUCCGGUGUCCAGUCAGAGAGAAGAAGUAAAUAUUAGAGUUCAACUGAUAAAAAUAUUCCUCCCAUACCUAUUCUACUGUAUAGACGGAGAAUCAGAGGAGACUAAAACCUUUAUUCUCAGAAACCUGGAAACCUUCAUCUCAGAGAUUCUCGUGAUAUUUGAGAAGAACUGCGUGACGAAGUCCAAGGUUGGGUUCCUCUUGAACCUGAUGGACCAGGUGUUGGAGGACGAGACAACCUCGGAUGCGGAGUUGUGCAACCUCGUCACUGAGAUUCUCCGAUACGGCCUCCAAGUCUCGAAGAUCUGUUGUGCUGAGGACGAGGAUGAGAUUUCUCUAGUGUCACGUGGACUAGCGGACAGGUUAGAGAACCUGAAAACCUGCCAACCUGAGGAAGGCUCAUAUCUUGGAACCAGUGCAGAUGGUGUGAGGGACCUGGUUCAGGUUCUAGAGGAGAAGAUGAAUACAGGACUGCUCCGGGUAUACUGUAGAACACUGGGUAGUGUUGAGAACCCAUUGGAGACCCUAGUCCUGGAAGCUCUAAACUCAACCAAGGAGGUAGAGCUGAGAAGUGAACAGGAUCUACAGUCUUUAGUUGAUAGGUGAGAGAAAGCUUACUGAC
Molecule: messenger RNA, 1223 nt
Organism: Eurytemora carolleeae
Lineage: Eukaryota; Metazoa; Arthropoda; Copepoda; Calanoida; Temoridae
Exons: 3
Coding region: 209-1207 (332 amino acids)
Source: RefSeq, a predicted model, not a curated record